Molecule: messenger RNA, 2163 nt
Organism: Sturnus vulgaris (Common starling)
Lineage: Eukaryota; Metazoa; Chordata; Aves; Passeriformes; Sturnidae
Source: RefSeq, a predicted model, not a curated record
AUGGCCUGGAGGGGAACCCCGGCCUCCGAGGCUCUGCUCUGCGCACUGCUCUGGGCGGCAGCGGCGGCAGCGGGGGGCGGCCCCGGGGACAACCCCGCUCCCGGCGCCUUUGGCCACGUCUACCGGGGCGCCGUGAACAUCAGCGCGGAGCGGGUCUACGCCUUCGCCUACCGCAGCGAGCCCGGGCAGGUCGAUGCAGUGCGGGUGUACGUGAAUAGCAGCUCCGAGAACCUCCGAUACCCUAUCCUGUUUGUAGUUCGCCAGCAGAAGGGAGUGCUGUCAUGGCAGGUCCCACUGAUUUUUCGAGGCCUGUAUCAGAGGACCUACAAUUAUCAAGAAGUGAGUCGGACCCUCUGUCCCUCUGAGCCAACACCUGAAACAAGACCUUCUGACCAGAUCAUAUUUGUGGACGUCGCUUCCAUGGCACCGUUCAAUAUUGCAUAUGAGCUGCUAGUCACCAAGCUGGAGAACUUCCAACUUGAGACCAACAAAGCCUUUAACUUCACUGCCAGCCCUUCCCAGCCCCAGUAUUUUCUGUACAAAUUUCCUCAGGAUGUCGAUUCAGUCAUUAUUAAUGUGGUGUCUGAUGCAGCCUACCCAUGCUCUGUUGUCUCUGUCCAGGAUAUUGUGUGCCCAGUGUAUGACCUGGACCAUAACGUGGAGUUCAAUGGAGUUUAUCAGUCUAUGACAAAGCAGGCAGCUAUAACAGUGCAGAGAAAAGAUUUCCCAGGUGAGCAGUUCUUUGUUGUGUUCGUCAUCAAGCCAGAGGAUUAUGCCUGUGGAGGUUCUGUGCCUUCUUCAAUUCAUGGGAAUGUCAACCGUACCUGGAACCUGCAGCGGACAAAGAACCUUCAAGUGACGAUUGUGCCUUCCAUUAAAAAGUCUGUUUAUGUCCAGGCCAUGUUCUUCAGCUUCCUGAGUUUCCUCUCCUUUUACCUGGGCUCAGUGGUUGUUGCUUUUGUGCACUACAUCAGGGUUCAGAGGAAGGCUUCACCUGGGAGAUUGAGUCCUGAGCACGGAUCUGGGAUGAUGACUUCUUCACACCCCAUCUCAGCCAGCACUCCUGAGGGAAGCAGCUACGGUGCUAUUGAUGAGUCCAGCUCCAGUGGUGGACAUCAGCGGUCCCCCCCGGAGCACAGGCCUCCCGCUGGUUCGGACACAGACAGCUCUGUGGAGGAGGAGAGUGACUUUGACACCAUGCCAGAAAUUGAGAGUGAUAAGAACAUCAUCCGCACUAAGGUGUUCCUCUAUCUAUCGGACUUGUCCAGGAAAGACCGAAGGAUUGUCAGCAAAAAAUACAAAAUCUAUUUCUGGAACAUCAUCACCAUUGCGGUGUUCUAUGCCCUGCCGGUCAUCCAGCUCGUCAUCACUUACCAGACGGUAGUGAAUGUGACGGGCAAUCAGGACAUCUGCUACUACAACUUCCUGUGUGCUCAUCCCCUUGGGGUGCUGAGUGCCUUCAACAACAUCCUCAGUAACGUGGGCCACAUGAUGCUGGGCUUUCUCUUCCUCCUCAUUGUGUUGCGCAGGGACAUCCUCCACCGUCGGGCCAUGGAGAUGAAAGAUAUCUACACCUUGGACUAUGGGAUCCCAAAGCAUUUUGGUCUCUUUUAUGCUAUGGGCAUUGCUCUGAUGAUGGAAGGGGUGCUCAGUGCCUGUUACCACGUCUGCCCUAAUUACUCCAAUUUCCAGUUUGACACCUCCUUCAUGUACAUGAUUGCAGGACUCUGCAUGCUCAAGCUCUACCAGACCCGGCAUCCAGACAUCAAUGCCAGCGCCUACUCUGCCUAUGCCUCGUUUGCUGUGGUGAUCUCCCUGGCUGUCCUUGGAGUGGUGUUUGGGAAAAACGACAUGUGGUUCUGGGUUAUUUUCUCAAUGAUCCACGUUUUGGCCUCACUGGCUCUCAGCACUCAGAUCUACUACAUGGGUCGCUUCAAGAUUGACAUGGGUGUAUUUCGGCGAGCAGUGAUGGUGCUGUACACGGACUGUAUCCAGCAGUGCAGCCGACCAAUGUACAUGGAUAGGAUGGUGCUGCUCAUUGUUGGGAACCUAGUCAACUGGUCCUUGUAAGUACUGGAAUGUUGAUGCUUUGUGUAUUUGUGCAUGUAGGCAGCAGGAUUUGGUACUGGGACACAGGUGGCCUGGAGUGAUGGGGAGAUGCAG